GUUGAUGAAGAACUAGAGUUGACUAACUUAUGCAACAAACAAGAUGAAACACUAGGACUAGUUCUCUAGAACCUCAAGUAGAACAAGAAUUUUGAUAGCGUGGUAGAACCUUACUUCAUCACCACGGUUGUCAGCCGCAACUAGUAUCUGCUCUUCUCGACCGAGAAAGGGUAUAAGACGCAGAACUAGUACAUCACAAAUAAAAUGGAGCAACAGGGUGGCGCCGCCUCCAGUUCGAACCCGCCGGGCGGCGCGGGCGGGGGGAGUAAAGACGACGAUGCCGAUAUCCACAGUAAAUUUCCCGUACACGACGUACAAAUGCAGUCUCUGCAUGAGAAAACUUGCCUUCAGUCCUAGUCUAGCAUGACAAGUUGGACACUGCAAGUUAGCAAGAUUUGUCAUGCUCAUUUUGUACAUAUGCGGGAAAUUUACAUUGCAUAACCGAGCCGGAAGUAAAGAUCGAGGGCGAAUCCUUUGGCUUCCACAAUCUGCACACGAUAAGAAACGCGAAAAUCCGCGCGGAGGUCCGGCUGAAACUGCAGCGGCAGAAGGCGGCUAAACUAGCGAACGCGGCGGGUGCGGAUGCGAGCCCGAAGUCUCUAGCCUUUUCCCCCUCUAUCCUGAGAAAAAACGUUCCCACCCCAUAGUCAAGAUGGGAAAUAUGCUAGACAAAUCAGCCACUUUUGGUUGUUGCGCAUGACAAGUUUGGCCAUGUUGUAGUGCAUGCCGGUUUGGCUGGCUCAGAUUCAGAAGCAUCACAGAUCUAGCAUAUCACGCUUAUUCGCGCAUCACAAAUUCCAAAACACGACUAGGGAAUGCUUCUCAUGGGUCUGCGCAUGAGAAACAUUAUAGGCACGCAGGUUUGCAUGACAACUCUGGGGUGGGGACGUUUUUUCACAGGAUACCCUCUGGGCAGUUGCUACCCAUAAAAAUCCUCGACCAGCACGGAAACAAAACCAGCAACAAGGGGGCAGCCUCGAGCAACGACGUAACUGAAACGGUGGACGUGGAGAAAAUCCAGAAAUCCUGUCUCGGAUUGGGUAACCCGUCCUUUCUAUGCAUUGCAAAUAUGUCUGGGUCUGGAAAGUUGGAACUUGUAAUGCUGGUCUUGCAUUCCUGUGAGAAGAUCUGUAUUGCAUGACCAACAAAAGUCGCAGCCUCUCUUGUCAUACAACAACGCAGUUUCUCAUGCGGAGUGCGUAUGAGGAAGCGCUCUGCAAACUUGUCACGCUGUCCUCCAUGAGGGAGCGUUUCUGUCAUGCACAUUCUAGCAUCACAAAUUUCCAGACCCAGACCUAUUUGCAUUUGAUGCCUUCUCGAGAGGGUCAAGAUGGAAUUUGACUUGAAGCAGCGAUAUCAAAUGCAAAAAUGCUUGGGUCUGGAAGAAUGCAGAUUUCUGCCAUGCUGUUUUUGCAUGACACGGAAGGUCUGGCAUGGAAGCCGGCCCUAGCAUCACAGGUCUUGAGAAGGUUUCGCAACGCCUAAUCCGCAUGACAAAUCGACGUCCACUUCGGUGCCAGGAAGUGAGCAACUUUUGCUGCCUAUGCAUGAGAGGUUUGUGCGUGCUGUGAAAUGCGCAUCACAGGUUCGCAUCCUUCCAGACCUCCCAGACACGUUUGCAAAAAUGCAUAAGUGACCACAAACCGCCCCGAGCGACGGGCAGCUAACGGACUACGUUUCGCGAAAUAAAAACAAAACGAACCAUAUCCUCUGCAAAAAAACUCCCACAAAAACGAAAGACAUGGCGCAACUUUUUGCAAAGAUACUGCAUGACAGAUGAAUUUUGCCUUGUAGUACUUAAACUUAUGCUGAUAUUACCGGAGUUACUAGCAUUACAAAUUGCACACUAUGAGUGCUGCACAGGUCGUAGUUUUUGGUGCAAAGAGGAGUGCUUUUGCAGUGCAUAAACCAGUUCAAGCUGAGCGAAAGGGAAAAGAUCUACGCGAAGAUAAAACAGGAACGGUUCCACAAGGAGUUACGGGUAUAAAUAUAAUUCGAGCUUUUUUUCCGUACUCUUGCCGUGCAUCCGUUUUUCUGCAUGACAAAAGCCCAGUACUACAGUAUGCGGGUCAUCUCUGCAUCGCAAGUGAUCGCAUUUAACGUAUGCUAUACGUGAAAUAAAGUUUGGAGAUCAACAUCAUCUCAUCAAACAUGAAAAUAACUAUCAGGUAACCCGGAAUUUGAAUUCAGCUAAACGGGAGAAGAUGGAGGGUGUGAUAAACAGCGGGGUUUCUUACUUGAACAAGAUGGCCUACCUGCAGGAAGAGGGAAAAUACGCCAGGAAGGGGCUGCUGCUGAACACCGGCGCGGGGGGUUCUGGACCCAGUGGGAAGUAUGGUUGGUGCAAACAUGAUGUCAGGGUCGUUCUCCGGAAAACUGUGCAAAGAGCAUUUUUCACAAACUAGCUCCCAGUUCUUGAUCAUGCAUCGGAAAGAAUAUUAUCGCCAUAGUUCCUCCACAGCAUGCAUCACAGAUAUGAACAAUAUGGUUGUCCUUCAAACUUCGCAUCACAAAUCGAGACCCAGAUCGACGAUGUUUGCAAUGCAUAGGACGAAUCUGAUGAUGACCAUGAUCCCCGGGUUUGCGCAGUUUGGAAAAAAGCCCGCCGCCGGGGAUGAGGAAGUUCUAGACGAGGAAUGGAGAAUACGAAGAUGGGCCGCCUUCAUGUUGCAGCAGAGCUUCGCAUGUACUUGUAAAGUUGUCUUUGUUUUUUUUUUGUUCCAAAAGCAAUAGCAAAACGAAAGUAGAAAUUUCACAAAUUUCAUUUUCCCACUCCAGCUAUCAUGCACCGUCUGCUGCUGAACAAUUCCCCCGACGCGCGGAAGCGGUACAACGAGGGCCGGUGGUGCGCCAUGGUUCGGGUAUUUCGGUUUAUCCACAAGUUGAAGCGUGCAGUGCGCGGUACAAAGGUGUUCCGGUUUCUCUUUAAGAUCGCGCGGGUGCGGUAGAAAAUGUAAAUAUGUCUGGGUCAGCAUCUUACGUAAGGGAAAAUUUUCCACCGGCCCCAGUUUUCCACAAAAUGCAAAAUUUUUUUCAACAUAUGUAUCGCAUAGCAGGGGACUCGCUGGGCGGCAUUCGAUUCCGGCAACCCAGGUCGACUCCCAUUCCGCGGCCUCGGAGUUGUUUUAUGGAAGACAAAAUCUGAACUAGCUAGUGGCGCACAAUAGAUACGCUAACUUUAAGGCUUUAGAGCUACGACACCGCAGCACCUCCGGCUCCGGAUCCACUCCACCUCUCCGGUUUCGGCUUCCAGAUUUUCCGGCGGGAUGGAGGCUGCCGGUUUCGUCUGCUGCAGUACGUCGUCGCGAGGCCGUUUCGAUGCCGCGUCUCGACACAGCAAACAUGCUCGCAGAUCUGCUGCCAAUGGCUCGCCGUUGGUUGUGGGUAGAUGAGUACCUCAGCACUGUCGCCAUAAUUGUAGAUCUCCCUGCACCCAAUGACGGCGAUGAACUUGAAAAGCCCAAACCACUAGUGCCUGUGUUGCUCGAUUCGUAGCAUGCUCCUCACGGUGGCAACAGGCAACAGGACGCACCUAGAACCAACAAAGAAAAAGCCCCUGUCCUGCUUGGGCAUAUUUGGGACCUAUGUCCCCGGACUGCAGGACAAGAUCUCUUGCGAGGCCCCCCCGGGUGCGCCACUCUGUGACCCAAAGAGUGGCCACUGAAUUUGUGUCGGUCUGACGGACCAGAACAGUUCCGAAUGGAAACACACUCUGGAGGUGACCGGAACCGCGCGGGCGUUUCCGCAGCUCGGGCGGAUGCACCGCAGCAACAACCACUGCAGCAAGAGCUCGAAAGUGUCGCGCUAUGCUUUGCAAAGAUGCUGCACAGGUAUAGGAACUGACUCCGCAUGGUGGGCCAGCCAUAGGAGAACGCACGCAGUGGCACAGAGCUGGCUCCUGAGCCGCAGAGCGUUAACCAGGCCACCUUACCUGCGCAGCACCUUUGCACAACAUACGACGCUACACGCCGCCGCGAGAAAAAUACGAAAAGGGCUUCAGCAAUGGGGUGACCUACCAAUACUGGAAAAACGCGCGCAAAAGAGUCGGAAAGCGACUCGAGACAAGGACGGCAACAGUGUCUGCUGCUAGAAAAUUGGCCACACCGGACGCCGAAUGACCCCACCCUCGAGGGCCCCCCGCCCGACGAGAAUCCCUUUGCCACCCCGGUAGCGCGCUACCGCCCCAGAUGGGCCGACUUUGUGCUCUCCGGGGGCUAUGCCUCUCCGAAAGACAUGCAUGGCAGAUUUUUCCGCAAUGCAGACUGUGCAUGACAUGCCUAGAAGGAGCUCCCCCGUGGCAGACACUUUUGCGCAGCAUAAAGGGUGGGAAUUCUCCCAAACAGGCGCCAGGACAUAACGCGGGAGGGAGGGUGGCAAGACUUAAAGGACGCACUCAAGACAGGCACGCGUCCCACUUUUCCAAAACUGCCACGCUGGACCUAGGCACCCUAGAGAACACAAAACCCCCAGGCAGCCCCGCGCCACCUGAUUUCGCCGGCCCACCACCCCGGGCGCCAUUUUUUGGGCGCCUUGCCCGAGACGCCAGUGGCCUUUGCCUGACCGCGUGGGCAUCAAAGUCGCGCGAAAGGCGCGCAGAAGGCGACUCGGUGGGGCCUCCAGUUCUUGGCAACGUUGGUUACCGGCGACCCCGGAGACCUCCCCUGGACACUCACGAGGAAAUUGGGCAAAUUCGACCCGGUUCGGGGCGCCCAAAAUGGCCACAAAAUCGACCGACUCAGGUCCUUAUUCAAAAACGUCCACAAGAAACGAAAAAAAUCGCGAGACCCCCGGGGGAGACUGGCGAGGCGGGGGCCCUUCGGCUCGUCUCGGUUUUUCGCUUUCGGCUCCUUCGGCGCCGGCCCCUCCGGCGCCGAAAUGCCGCGCGCCGGCUUCUGGCUACCCUGGCGCGGCAAAUUGUUGCGCCCCCCGCGCGGCCCGGGCCGGCCGGAGUCUGCGCCCCCUGCGCCCGUCGCCCUGUGGCAUUUUCGCGCCGCAGUCAUACUCCUCUUUAUUUUCAUGAGCCCGCACACAGCCGCCCCCAUCUUGUGCGGCGGCGCGGAGGCAGGGCGGUGGGGUGGCUGCCGCGCAAUAAGGUGGCAGAAAAAAAGCCGGGCGCUGUGUUUGGCAAUCAUAGCGAAGGCCAUUGUGGGUUCGGCCCGCAUCGGGGACGCAAUCGGCGUCGACGAGAACGACACGCAGCGGCAGCAGGCGGCGCAACCAGGAGGGCAGGCUGCGCAACAGGAUGCGGCCGGGCUUGCUCAGGAUGACGAUCCCGAUGGGCCGCUGAGCCCAAUUUCACCCCACCAGCCAGCUCCAGCACGAUCGGCGGUCUUCGGAAGGUCGUCGCCAACUCGAACGACGAGCCGGCCGGGGCAAAAGAGAAGGGGCUCCCGACCUGUUUCAGGGACGCCAGAACGCUGAUCCCCGGGCCCAGCAUGUGCAUGAACUGCUUCCGUUUCUCCGCCUCAAUUUGUCGCGGCCGCGCCCCCGUUUCAUAUGGCGCGCAAGAAGUUUCAUGCUGCUACGAACCUAGACAAGUGCAAAGCAGUGCUUUUUGGGUGACUAUCUUCUAGCAGGCCGGUGGCUUCUUUGGUGAUUCCAAGAGGGGCACUUGGCACGGCCUGAAGGUGCUUCUUGUAAAUGCGCAACAUUUGACGCCUCUGGCCUGUUGGUGUUGCGGCUCGUGCUGUGAUUGGUGUUGGGCCUUGUAUCGGCCCCGGCCAAAAGGGCCUCACUUUGGCGGACCGCGUUCCGGGUUUUUGUAGCUACUAGCGCCGGAGACCUUCCGCCCUGUGACUUCAAGCGCGGCGAUUCUAUUUCCUGAAGGCUGCGCGAUCGUGAUCGAUAUUGCAGGGCCCUGGUUUGCUAUCGUGCCCACUACGAUCUUCCUGCCGCUCCAUUCUGCUGAUUUUUGGGCUUUGGGGCGUAGGCAGCUGCUGCUGACAUGCAAUGAAGUGGCCGCGCAUUGGUCGGAGAAGGAAGGCCAUUGCGCCAGUCGUCGCUGUUUCUUCGUUUGUUCUUGCUCGCUAGCUGCCUCCCGACCGCCACCAGAUCCGGAUGCGGAGAUCUUGCCGCACAAGGUCCCACAGAGGCCCGUCCAGAUGAACCUCGGCGAACAAUAACUGCUGCGCUUCGGGACGAGGUAUCCGCACUACAACGUCUACACCGCUGGCCGCUGCUCGGAGCGUCCGCCUUGCUGACCUCCAUGACGGUUCAUCCUGCCGGGCUACAGAAAAUUGUCUUAGAAAAUAGGACAAAGCUACACGCAUCUUCAAAGUGUUAGUCUUAAUCUAGUUACUAUUGUGCGCCGCUAGCUAGUUCAGAUUUUGCAUUGCAUAUCAUUGAACCCGGAUGCGCGGCCACGAGGAACUUGGGAAAGUGGACCAAGGUGACGCACAACGUCAGCCACUACCGGAGGAGACGGAGCGAUUUUUUUUUUUUUCAAUUUGUGGAAAACUGGGGCCGGUGGAACAUUUUCCCUUACGUACAUCUCGAAACUUGUGUUGCUGCUACUUGCGUCGCACACUACCCGCUUGCUCGGCUUAACAGCAUGACAAGUUUUCCUCAGCUUCUUGCAUAUUCGUUCGAUUUAAGCAUGAGAAACUGCUAUAAUCCAGCAUGACAAAAAAGUUGGUCAAUCCUAUUCGGACGUCGUGCAUCACAGAUAUGAUUUUCCUUGAAGUUUCGCAUCACAAGUUUCCACACCACCUCCCAGACGUAUUUGCAAUGCAUAUAUGAUACCGGUUGCUGAUAAAACCAAGGAUCAAGAAGUUCCACGCGCAAAGGCUGGUAAACUUCCUCGCGAGAACAACCCCGUCCGUGUAUCCUGAGUAAAAACGUACCCACACCAGAGUCAAGAUGGGGAAUCGGCUAGACAAAUCCACAAGUUUUGGCUGUUUUGCAUGACAAAUUUGGAUUCGUAGUGUAGUGCUGUUUGAGCUACCUCAGCAGCAUCACAGAUCUAGCAUACCAUGCUGAUUAGAGCAUGACAAAUUGCAAAACACGACUAGAAAAUGCUACUCAUGGGGCUCCGCAUGAGAAACAUUUUCAGCAUGCAGAUUUGCAUUACAACUCUGGUGUGGGUACGUUUUUACUCAGGAUACCGUGCCGAUAAUAGAGGGCCUGAAGCGGUUUUUCGAGCACGUGAAGUGCAUCCAGACGAAGUUUCGCACGCACUUGAGCCUGAUGCAACCCUUUCUGAAGCUAUCCACAGUUAAUUUCCAACCGUACAAGUACAAAUGCCGUUGCUGCAUGACAAAGCUUGUUCCUUUCAAUCCUGUUCAGCAUGGCAAACUGUGUGCCCUAAGUUGUUGGCGAAAUUUGUGAUGUAUUUUGUACAUGCCAUGGGGAAAUUUGUAUUGCAUAGAAGCAGGCGUCGCACUUUUUCGAACAAACAGAAGGGUUAAUGCUGAAGGAACUACAGACGUACGUCCAAGUCGAACGACCGGUCCGAUUUGCCGAAGCGGGAAAGGACUUACUAGGGAAAACGGAGCCCGGGAUGUGUAUUUUGAUGAUGUCGAUAUAUUCAUUUCAAUGUUCCAAUCCUCUUUUGCCGUCAGAGACCGUGUGCAUUUGUCAUGCGGAAAGGUUUGUGGAUACGCAAGUAUGAAAAGACGGAGGGUUUUGAUGCUUCUGAAAAAAUAAAAGAUAUUCGUAUUCCAUCAAACAACAGUAUCCGGGCGGCGCCUCAACGAGCGCGAGCACUUCGUCGCAGAGUACAAGAUGCCGGCUGAAGUGCGGGACGCGUUUUUGACGGCAGAGUUAGUGGAGAGACUCUAUGUCCGAAUGCAGCGGAAUGCAAAGCAGAAGCUGGCUUUUAAGAGCAGCAUGGGGUACUACUAAGUACUUCCUUCUAUGAUCAUGGAUGAAACAGUACGAAGCAAAUGUUCCACUUCUUCUCGCUGCUGUGCAUGACAGGCUGGUGAUGAAUCCGGAUAUCAUUCUGUGAUGCGAAAGCGCAUUCAUAGGACAACUUCCUAACGAAUAACAAACAUAAAAAACGAAAACCAGGUUCAUCCACGAUUACACGCACUUCUGGCGGCCGACUUUUGACGUCAACUUUUUUGACGUGUUGAAGGAUCAAGUGGAUCUACAGGACGACGACGUGGGGCAAAUUCCCUGCCAGCUCGUGUUUACGAAGCCGGAGAUGGAACUCAUUGUAGUCGCAAUGCACCGGACGUUUGGGCUGUUGCCCGGAUCUAUCAAAUGCAAAAAUGUCUGGGUCUGGAAGAUUCUGAGAGUUGUCAUGCAUGUUUUGCAUGACCCAGGAUGUCUGUAAUGCACGACCUAGCGGCACAGAUUUUCUAGAGGGCUUACUGAUCAUGCCUACUCCGCAUGACAGACGCCCUCCCCGCGUAGCACAAAGAACUAGACUCCUCUUGCGGGUCAUGCAAUACAGAUUUUUUUAGAGUCCAAAGUUGGCAUCACAAGUUCCAACCUUCCAGACGCAGACACUUUUGCAUUUGAUAGGAUCGACGUCGAAAUACAGUGAAGAGAUUGACAAAGAUCCAAACGUAUCCGCUGCAAAAGUAUCGUGCAAGUAGUUCCUGCUAUAGCAGCACGACAAGGAUUUAAUAUAAAUCCCAUCACUAAAAAACGGAUAUACCUCGCAUGACUAUUCCCUUUUCAACAAAACAAGCGCUUAAGUAGCAAUGCUAAGUUUUUUCCGAUUUAGUUUUCCCGUAGAAGUUUACGUUACGAGGUAGCUUAGCAUAUACUGGCUUUAGUAGGCCUCUGAAUGGCAAAGGGACGAACUGCCCGUAGACCUCCGAUGUGAUGCGGUAUUCGCACUUGUUGUGGUGGCAACAAUUAUGCGAUGCCAAAACCUUUUUUGAUCGCGUACUUAUUUACAAGCGCUUACGUAGAAGUAGCCUUACUAAGUUUUCCAAUUUAGCUUUUCAGUAGAAGUUUACACUACGUAGUCGCGAUUUAUUGGUUUUAGUAGGCCUAGAAAAGGCACAGGGACGGACUGCCCUUAGACCUCCGAUGUGAUGCGAAAUUUUGCACACUACUUCAGCCACGAUGCUUUUGUGAUGCAUAGACCGGGUUUCAAACGGAGAACGCGCUGGAAUUUAAGGAACGAUACUUCAUGAAGAAAAAACCGGGCGUCACCUGCCGUUCCAUGCGGUAUCCCACAGAUGAAAAAAGCGAAGCACACCAUAUCAAAAAUCUGUGAUGCAAAAAUCAAAAAUGAUCCGCCAUAGCCGAGCCUAUACGCGUGCUGUGUAGAUGAAGGAUACGUGGCAAUACUAUUAUAGAUACGUAUUGGUAUUCAUUUUUGCAUCACAUGUAGUUGACCAUGACGUGUUAGCAGCUUUUUUUUCUGUGUGAUAUGCGGGAAAGGCUGCAAAGGAGGGUGACCUAUUUCGUCGCGAGCAGCCGGGGCAUGAGUGCGAUCGAUAACGAGGACGAGGAAAAUGAGGGGAAAAAGGAGCUGAUAAAGGACGAGUUGGUGUUGCGGGAGAGUGACUCUGCGGAAGCAUCUAUGACAAUGCAUAACUCCCCUCCAUUCCCUCAUUUGUCAUGCAAAAUACCCAAUCCACCCUUUGUUUCUUGGUAGCGCUUACAUGGCAAGUUGUGGUAGCCUAAGGAGACACUCAUGUGAUGCAAAUUUGUCAUGCAAAACCGGCACUCUUGUUGAUGCUUGUAUUGCCGUUCGUGCUUUACAAAUGAGGGGGAGGGAAAGUAGUUGUGCACUGUCAUAGCACCCAACGCGGAAGAGGACGUCGGUUUGUCGAUGAUAAACGGAGGCAGCACAACGGCCGGGUCUGGCGGUAGCUUCAGAAGGUCGGGAAGCAGGAUGGAAGUGCGUUGAAAAAGUAGAAUAGAAUACCGAUAUAACAAUAACUUCAACCUGCACGACGACCCGCCUCAUUGCUCCUGUCGCUCUCUGCUAAUCGAAAAAGUGAUCAAAAUGAACCAACACUUUCACUCUACUACGCGAUUUUCGUAGUGCUGCGAUAACAAAACUUCCAUUACUCAAGUCUUCGAAACAAAAAGCGUUUUAGAGUUUUCAAAAUGAACGGUGGAGACUGUAGAAUUUCUCAGUUUCAUAGUCUGACGAAAACAACUUCUGGUGCUCGAGUCCACAAGCUGCGGCACGACUUCCGAAAAUUGUAUAAUGCUGUCGCUGUGCAGCUGCGUGCCGAGCUGUUUUGUAAAGACAAAGAGCAGAAUGAAAAUGAAUCAUACUUCGAUUUCUUUUGUACCAAACGAUAACGAACGAAAAAAGACUCAUAUCAAGUUCCACUCCUCGUCCCUCGUGCUUGCACAGUCGAGUUUGAUGAGAUGUGACUGAAUCCAAUGCAAUACCAACCUGUUCCUCUUCACCGGCUCUCCCAGAACUGAAAAAUCUCUGAAACCUGCUUGAUGGUGCUGCUCAACGCAUCAUGAUUGAAGAUGAU
Amoebophrya sp. A120 is the source of this 10403-nucleotide messenger RNA. The record is from the annotation of a GenBank genome assembly. Lineage: Eukaryota; Dinophyceae; Syndiniales; Amoebophryaceae.